UUUGUAUCAAUAUUCCUUGUUCUAAUAUAUAAUACCGGAUAUCCGGUGACUCCAUAGUCCAUACACGUCUCUACUCUCUAGUCUAGAACAGAGAACGUCGCGGCGUUUCAUUCUUUUCUGAACAGGCGCAGUCCACGAGAACUCGCAAAAGGAGUUAAAAGGCUCCUACAUAACCUGUUAAUAUCAAUAUAUUGUAUGAGUCAGAAGGUAGAAAAACCAGUAUUAUCGGGUCAACGGAUCAAGACCAGAAAAAGAGAUGAGAAAGAGAAGUACGACCCUAACGGGUUCCGCGACGCACUGGUCCAGGGGCUGGAGCGCGCCGCAGGAGACCUGGACGCGGCCUACAAGUUCCUAGACGCGGCCGGCUCCAAGCUUGACUAUCGCCGCUAUGGCGAGGUCAUCUUCGACGUGCUUAUCGCCGGGGGGCUGCUACUUCCCGGCGGUUCCGUGUCGAUGGAUGGGGAAUCACCUAAAACCAAUACAUGCAUAUUCAAUGCCAGUGAGGAUAUGGACUCCAUGCGAAACUUUGAGCAGGUAUUCGUGAAGUUGAUGCGCCGAUACAAAUAUCUUGAAAAAAUGUUUGAGGAGGAAAUGAAAAAGGUGCUGGUGUACAUAAAAGGUUUUGACCCAGAACAACGCAUCAAAUUGGCGAGAAUGACUGCACUUUGGAUCUGCAACGGAUGUGUGCCGCCGUCUGUACUGCUGGUGCUGGUCAAUGAGCACUUGCUGAAGGAGAACGUGGCACUGGAGUUUGUGCUGGAGGUGUUUGUGACCAUCAAGCAGGAACGCGGCGUCGCCUCGCUCGUCACCGCGCUUAAGAAAGGACAACUGGAGGGCAGGCUGCUGGAAUUCCUGCCGCUGAACCGGCGCAGCGAGGAGUCGCUGGCGGCCAUGUUCGGCGCGCGCGGGCUUGGCGAGGUGGUGCGGCUGCACCGCGCGCAGGCCUCGCAGGAGGCGCGCCGCGACCUCACGCGCGCGCUCACCGACGAGCUGGCGGAGCGGCCCGCGCGGGACAUCGUGCCCGACCUGCGCGACAUGGCGGCGCGCCACGACAUCCCCGACUACGAGGUGGUGGCCAUCAUAUGGCAGUGCGUGAUGGCGCGCGGCGAGUGGAACAAGAAGGAGGAGCUCCUGGCGGAGCAGGCGGCCAAACACCUGCGGCAAUACACUCCGCUGCUGGCCGCCUUCACGCAGACCGCCAAGGCCGAGAUCGCGCUGCUCACUAAAGUCCAGGAGUACUGCUACGAGAACAUGAACUUCAUGCGCGCGUUUAGCAAGCUGGUGGUGAUGCUGUACAAGAGCAACGUUCUCUCGGAGGAGGUGAUCUUGCGUUGGUACCGCGACCCCAACUCCUCUAAGGGGAAGCUGAUGUUCCUCGAGCAGAUGAAGAAGUUUGUCGAGUGGCUGCAGAGCGCCGAGGAGGAGUCUGAGAGUGGGGAGGAAGAAGAUUAGAUUAAGUACAGCAGUGAGACUGACGCGCGCCGUUCACGUUCACGUCCACGUCAUGCCAGCAUACAGAACACACGCACCGAGGGACCGCGGUGGAAUUUGUUUCAAAUAAGUCAUGUUUCGCCUCGUUGAAAAUGUUACUGGAGUAGUUUAGUGGUGGUGACUGAGAGCCUAAUGUUAAUUGUAGAGAUGGAGUUUGGUACAUUUUGUCAAUGACUUUUUCUAAAUCUUUUUCUAAGCUCAGUGUGCAAGUAAUUGUGUUUCGAAAUCAUCUUGGACACAAUACACAUGAAGUAAUGUAGCAAUCUGUACAGUCGUAAUAUGCGAAAUACCUCAUCAGAAAUGACGUCACGACCCUCGUGGACGGCGCCGCAUUCAUCAAUAAUAAACACGCAAUAGUGUCGUUCACAAACUGGUCGCGACUGAACGACUGCGUUCAGUUAUAUAUUUUGGUAUUUACUUAGCACACUGUCUAAAGGUGUAUGUAUCAUUCCCAAUUUGUGUUUGUAAUGAUGACUUGUGAUUCUACUAAAUUUUAAUCUUAAAAGGUUUCAAUCGCAAUUUUGUUUUGUAUUGAACCCUUAACACAUUGAUUACGAAAUUAUUGUUGUUUUACAAUAGAGUUAAAAUGUUCUGGGAAUGUGUCAUUAAUAAUUCACUUAAUUAUCAAUUAAUAAAUAAAUAGCAAUGCAGUCGCGUUCGGUUUCCGCACGACACGACAGCAGAAACGACAUAAUAUUGUAAUAAUAAGCAUAAAGUAAAUGUAAGGCCUCGGGCUCAUUUGCUACCAUAUUGUAUAUUAUUCAUUUCUAAAGUAACAUGUUGAUGAAAUAACAAUAUUUUUUAUUCAAUUUUUCUAGUAAAAUUAUAAUAAAUGUGGCGACACAUC
Messenger RNA from Leptidea sinapis, 2338 nucleotides. RefSeq names its product protein krasavietz (gene kra). The record is from RefSeq and is a predicted model, not a curated record. The transcript is spliced from 11 exons. The coding region runs from base 196 to 1452 and encodes 418 amino acids. Lineage: Eukaryota; Metazoa; Arthropoda; Insecta; Lepidoptera; Pieridae. Gene Ontology annotation, molecular function: protein binding. Gene Ontology annotation, cellular component: cytoplasm; membrane.